GUUGAAUUUCUUCGCAGGACGAUGGGUUGUUUCUUUGGAUGUUUUCGUGUCAGAGACGACCGUUGUCCUCCAGUUACUCUUCUCUCUCAACCAAUCGAUUCAAACCCCAAGGAUCCUGUCGCAUCUGUGGGUAGAAAUCGUUUAUCGUCCUUGCUACUUUCUGAAGCUGAAGAUAGAGAUAUAUCGCCUUGUAAGGACAGAAAAGGUGGUGUUCUAGGAUCUGCUGUCCCUGAUGUUUAUUCGAACGAGCUGAAGGCUGAGGCUAAAUUUCUCAAAGCGUGUGGUACUUUACCAUGUACUCCUGCUGAAAUUCGGAAACUGAAAGAUUCAGAACCUCACAAUGGAGAUGCAGAAUCUUCAACAUUUCAUUCAUGGCUUCAAGCUGCUAGUAUUGAAAAGCUCAAACUAGAGAAGCAACCUGAUCAGCAGCCUUCUCCAAUCAAACUCUUUGAAGAAUGGGGGAAUGGAUCAGAUUCUUCUUCACAUUCACCGGACAGUUGUGUGACAGUGCAAAUUAGAGAAAGGCUCUAUACCAACUCUGCUGGAGGCUAUGGAGUUGGAGAUAAUGUAAAACUUGUUGACGUGCAUGCUACUCAGGAACAGAAUCCUACAGCUUCAUUUACUCCUCUGGUUGCAAGCACGCAGUGCAGAAACAAAUCUGUUCGAUUUGAUCGCGAGAUAGAUGCAUCUUCAUUUUCAACAAGUUGUUUGUCUGAAGUUACUUGCCAAGAACCAAAGCCAUAUGGAUCACCAGAUGAUUACAGUGUUUCAAAACCUUCACCUUACCCUACCCCUCUCAGUUUAACUGAUGAUAUGCAAACCCCUGGCACUGUCUUCCCUUCAUAUUUACAUAAUAAGGCAAUUGGGAAGAAUCCAAGGAUCAGAUCUCAGUAUGUGUACCCUGUGCUAAACCCUGUGGAAAAUGCAGCUCAGUUGAGGAAACUGACGGAAGAAAGUCUUAGUUCUGACGAUUGCUCCAUUCAAUUGAAAGAACAUCUUGAUCUUGCUGACAAAGAAAAUCCACGGUCACAAGUGGAAAGCGAAGCAGCUGCAGCUGACAAAGAGUUGACCGUGGAUACUAGUUUGUCAUCAUGGCUACCACCAAAGCAGGCCCAUCAAGGGCGCAACAACCGUUUAUUUCUUCCCAAUUCUCAGGGUCUCCCUGACUUUGGCAAAACUCCUGGGGAUAGGCCUAUACUGGGGAUGGUUGCAGCCCACUGGAAUGCUGAUGAAGCCGCUUCUUUUGCACCCAAGUGGUGGGAUGGCAAUGGAAUCCCUAAUUCAACUAACAAGUAUAAAGAGGAUCAGAAAGUUAGUUGGCAUGCUACACCAUUUGAGGAAAGAUUAGAGAAGGCUUUAUAUGAGGAUAAACUUGUUGCCGAGAGAAAGCAACUAGGAAAGGUGCCACUCCCACCUAUAGACUUGGACGAGAAAGAGGAUCGUAGUCGGCUGCAACCUUCGACGAAUCUGGUUUCGUUCUGAUCCACAAUGCGGUUGCCAAGUUCUGUAUGAAGAUAUAUUUGUAAGUACUUGUUGAGAUCUCCAUAAAUUCAUGGAUUUUCAACAAUAUGGAUUCGUUUCAAGUGAUUAAAUGUUUGAACGUUUGGUUUUUUGUUGUGCAAGAAACGGUAUCGUUUGCAAGAACAAAACAUCUAGACAAAAUAUGUAAAUAUAAAUGCAAAGGAAACUU
Molecule: messenger RNA, 1690 nt
Organism: Cynara cardunculus var. scolymus (artichoke)
Lineage: Eukaryota; Viridiplantae; Streptophyta; Magnoliopsida; Asterales; Asteraceae
Product: protein JASON-like
Exons: 7
Coding region: 22-1482 (486 amino acids)
Biological process (GO): male meiosis II
Source: RefSeq, a predicted model, not a curated record